This is a messenger RNA of Bubalus bubalis (water buffalo), 1265 nucleotides long. RefSeq names its product CD7 molecule (gene CD7). The transcript has 4 exons. Gene Ontology annotation, molecular function: signaling receptor activity. Gene Ontology annotation, biological process: adaptive immune response. Bases 160 to 801 code for a protein of 213 amino acids. Lineage: Eukaryota; Metazoa; Chordata; Mammalia; Artiodactyla; Bovidae. The record is from RefSeq and is a predicted model, not a curated record. Gene Ontology annotation, cellular component: membrane.
CAGCCUCGCCUACAGCACAUCCCCUCGCUCAUGGUACCACCUCCAGCAAGCCUUCCUGGAGGGCUCAACCGCCCGUCACUGUGUGCAGCCCCCUGCCUACCUCCUGCUCCAUCUUGCUCCCACCGCGCCUGAACGUGGCACCUGGGAGCUGGUGGUGGCAUGCAGUUGGGCGCUACAGACAGGAAGAACUGUGACAGCCCAGUGAGAGGGGCCCCUGCUCUUCCUCCUGCAGUGAGCAUGGUUGGGCUCCUGGGGCUCCUGCUGUUCCCCUUGCUCCAGGCCACUGGAGAGGUGUGGCAGUCCCCCCGCAAAACGAUCGCUUUAGAGGGGGACUCCGUCAACAUCACCUGCUCCACCCUGGGGACACUGCAUGGCAUCUACCUGAAAAAAACGUGGCCGAGCAACAGCGAUGUGAUUUACUAUGAAGAUGGGUUGGAGCCCACCGUGGACCCGUGGUUCCAGGGCCGCAUUGCCUACUCAGGGCUGCAAAGCAACCUGACCAUCAGCUUGUACCACCUGCAGUUGGCCGACAGCGGUGGCUACACCUGCGUGGCCAUCGUGGAUGAUAAGAUCUCUGGUCCCGGCACCUUGGUCAUGGUGACAGACCAACUGCCCCAGGCAGCGAACACGUGCCAGGAGUCUUGGCCAAUACACUUUGCCCUCCCCACGGCCCUGGCUGUGGGCUUCUUCCUCAUCGGGCUGGGACUGGGAGCAGUGUGUGUGCUGAAAAGAACACAGGUCAGUAUGGACCCUUGGGUGUCACCAGUGUCCCUAGAAGCCCACUCCUCUCAGAGAGCAUGACGGGAAGGAGAGUGGAUCCAGAAACUCUGCUGUGCGAAGGAUAAGAGCCCAGUGUUCGUGAUCUAUGAGGACAUGUCCCACAGCCGCUGUAACACCAUGUCCAUCCCCAACCAGUACCAGUGAGCCCGGCAGGACCCCAGGCCUCCCUCUGUCCAGCAGAGCUCUGGGCCGACCAUCCACCCAGAACGAACACACAGGCAGCUCCCCACAGCAGUCAGGCUCCCACAGCCUCCUCCAGGAAGCCCUCCUUGCCUGCCUCCCACCCUUCUGGCUGCUCCUGGCACCUUGGAACCACUGGGAAGGAAACUUCUCUGUCCCACGGCUACCCUGGCCUUUGCAUGGCAAAAGAGACUGCUCUGAAGGAUGGACUUGCCUUGGGGCAGUGGUCAACUGGGGGGCUGGGAGCUGAACUCUGACCCCAGUCAAGCCUUGCCAGAAAUAAAGGACUUCUCUUCUCCCCUUUC